UUUCAGGAAUGUCACUUCAAAAAACAGAAAGGUUUGAUGGGAUUGAUAUCAAAGAAGAGAUGACAGACGACCAACAAGUUAACACUACUUCAACCUGGUCAUCAUCAGUGUGCAAUUGUAAAUGUGAGGAAGACGACGGAAGUAACAAUCAGAAAGCAGAAGUCGUGCCUUGUGAUCAGCUUGAAGCUAGUUCAGAACACUUUAACCAAGUAGGUGAAGUUGUAAAGAUUGAAGAUGUCAGAAGUUUCCGCGAUAUCCCGGUUAAAGAUGAACUUUUGGACUAUAAAGAACUUUGGUGUGAUAACUGUAAACUUGCACUAACAACAUGGAAUGUAAUACCUGCGAAAAUAAAUUCUUCUUCUUUUCCUAUACCUACAGAGUCUGAUUGUAAUAUUCAGGCUGAAACUCUAUCUAUUGGAGAAACCUCACUGUCUGGGACUAAACAGAAGUUCAAAAAACGGAAACAAACACACACCGGAGAAAACCCUUAUUCUUGCAGUUUCUGUGAUUACAAAGCAAGUCAAUCGAGCACUCUUGCUCGUCACAAACUGACACACAUCGGGGAGAAACCUUAUUCUUGCAGUUUGUGUGAUUUUAAAUCAAAUCAAUUGGGCCAUCUUGCUUCUCACAAACGGACACACACCGGAGAUAAACCUUAUUCGUGCAGUUUGUGUGAUUAUAAAUCAAAUCAAUCGGGCAAUCUUGCUUGUCACGAACUGACACACACUGGAGAGAAACCUUAUUCUUGCAGUUUGUGUGAUUAUAAAUCAAAUCAAUUGAGCGAUCUUGCUCGUCACAAAUUGACACACACCGGGGAGAAACCUUAUUCUUGCAGUUUGUGUGAUUACAAAUCAAAUCAAUCGGGCAAUCUUGCUAUUCACAAACUAAAACACUCUGGGGAGAAACCUUAUUCCUGCAGUUUUUGUGAUUAUAAAUCGUAUCGAUCGAGCGAUCUUGCUCGUCACCAACGGACACAUACCGGGAAGAAACCUUAUUCUUGCAGUUUGUGUGAUUACAAAGCGAAUCGAUUGAGCACUCUUGCUAAUCACGAACUGACACACACAGGAGAGAAACCCUAUUCUUGCAGUUUGUGUGAUUAUAAAUCCUAUCGAUUGAGUGAUCUUGCUUGUCACAUACGGACUCACACCGGGGAGAAACCUUAUUCUUGCAGUUUGUGUGAUUAUAAAUCCUAUCGAUUGAGUGAUCUUGCUCGUCACAAACGGACAUACACCGGGGAGAAACUUUAUUCUUGCAGUUUGUGUGAUUACAAAGCGAGUCGAUCAAGCACACUUGCUCGUCACAAACUAACACACACCGGGGCCGGGGAGAAACCUUAUUCUUGCAGUUUUUGUGAUUACAAAGCAAGUCAAUUGAGCGAUCUUGCUUCUCACAAACGUAUACACACUGGGGAAAAACCUUAUUCUUGCAGUUUGUGUGAUUACAAUGCGAGUCGAUCGAGCAGUCUUGUUCGUCACAAACUGACACACACCAGGGAGAAACCUUAUUCUUGCAGUUUGUGUGAUUAUAAAUCAAAUCAAUCGGGCAAUCUUGCUAAACACAAACUGACACACAAGGAAUUCAGGAUUCAGGAGCAAGAAUUUUGCUAGUUAAUACAUUAAAACAUUAUUUAAUAUAGUAUGUUUGAUAAAUUAACUUGAACAGAAUUUAGACAACCAAAAUCUUGUCGGUCAUCCCAGAAAAUAUAUUUGAAUGAUAUUGCAAACUUUAUAUUGUACUCCGUUUUUUGGUUAAUUUUGCUAACUACAAUUUGUGCUUGAUUAUAACAUAUAAUUUAAUUUAAUAAUUUGAUGAAUGAAAUUAGUUACCAAUUAUAAUACACUAGAAACUCACUAGUUGAAAGAUUUGUUCAAGGAAAUCUUAAAAAUCAGUUAUGUUUAAUUUCUCUUUUAAAUCAUCUAGCUCUGUACUACUACUGUGGAAAGUAGGGAUUUUAUUUGACAAUGACGAAAGCGUUUAAUUUUGAGAUAAGCCUAAAUUGAACAUUUUUAUUAGAUUUUGAAAAUCUUGGACCACUAAAAAUUGUCAAAAACCGAGGUUUUCAUUCUGCCACUGUUAUUAACUAAAAUAUUAAUUGAUGGCCCAAGUACGAAUUCAUAAAUAAAUCGUCGUUUGACUUUGGCCCUAAAUUAACUCAUUAGUUUAUUCACGUGGAAUGAUAACUUUUAUUGACUUAGUUAUUAACUUAGUCGACCUAACCUAGAGACAAUGUUGUAAAAUGAACCAAUGAAUUGUAUGAAAAAGGAAGAAUUUAAAUUAGCACAAGCAGUUUCUUGUCGGUUAUCACAAACAAAUAUUUGACCGAUAUUGCAAACUUUAGAGUGUUCUACUCUAUUUUUGACAAUGUUGUAAAGACGACUACUCAAACGUAACAGUUAAAUAGG
Bolinopsis microptera is the source of this 2402-nucleotide messenger RNA. Its product is annotated as zinc finger protein 681-like. Gene Ontology annotation, biological process: regulation of gene expression. Bases 9 to 1607 code for a protein of 532 amino acids. Gene Ontology annotation, cellular component: nucleus. The record is from RefSeq and is a predicted model, not a curated record. NCBI's taxonomy places the organism in Eukaryota, Metazoa, Ctenophora, Tentaculata, Lobata, Bolinopsidae. The transcript has a single exon.